Molecule: messenger RNA, 1433 nt
Organism: Pistacia vera
Lineage: Eukaryota; Viridiplantae; Streptophyta; Magnoliopsida; Sapindales; Anacardiaceae
Product: peptide chain release factor PrfB3, chloroplastic
Exons: 6
Coding region: 145-1374 (409 amino acids)
Biological process (GO): translational termination
Molecular function (GO): translation release factor activity
Source: RefSeq, a predicted model, not a curated record
UUCCACACUGCACACAAAUCGAACUUGGAUAAGCCACUCUACCCAGUAUGAAACCAAACUACGUGGACGCACUCAAGUCUCACCACCAAAAUAACACCCUGCUAUAACAUCUUCUCUGCAGAUUCACGUAAUUUAGCUUGAAAAAUGGCUGCCGAGCCUUUUUUGGGGAAAGGAAAUGGUACUACUGGUGCUUCAAGCAGAAGAAACAACAGAAACAAGACACAAGCUCAGCGUUUUUAUUUCUCAAUUCGAGCUUCUCAGUCUAUGGAUAACAAAAACAGGGUCUACAAGCAACUGGGUUUGUUUUCUUUAAAAAAAAAGAUUGAAGAUACAGUUCUCCGAGCUGAGAUGCUGGCACCAACAGCACUGGAACUUGAAGAAGCAAGGAAGAUUGAGCAGGAAGAGAUGAUACGUGGCUAUAACCUGUGGGAUGACCCCACCAAAUCCAAUGAAAUUCUUGUCAAGCUAGCUGACAGUGCCAGAGUAGUUGAUGCUCUCAAAGACCUAAAAUAUAAGGCUGAAGAAGCAAAGCUCAUUUCACAGUUGGCUGAGAUGGAUGCUAUCAAUUUCGGGCUUUUCAAGCAAGCAUACAACACAUCUUUACAUGUGAGCAAGUUCUUGGAUCAGUAUGAAAUGUCCAAGCUUCUCCAUGGACCGUAUGACAUAGAGGGAGCAUGUGUAAUUGUUAAAGCUGGACCAGAGGGCAUCUGCUCUGAGAUAUGGGCUGAGCAACUCUUAAGAAUGUAUAACAAAUGGGGAGAAAAACAAGGAUACAAUGGGAGGCUAGUUGAAAAGUGUUUUGGCAAGAAUGGCAUUAUCAAGUCUGCAACUAUUGAGUUUGAAUUUGAGUGUGCUUUUGGCUAUCUUUCAGGAGAGAGAGGUGUCCACCUCCUGAUAAGUUCUCAAAGUGGAUCUGAUGAAAAUGAGACUAGCUCAGCAUGUGUAGAUGUUGUUCCUCUCUUCCUGGGAACAGCAUUUGACUUACAAAUUAAUGAUGAGGAUUUAAUUUUGUCAUCACCCUCAUUUCUUCCUGGAGAAGGGAAGAACGUUAGGGAACUUGCAGUUUGCAUUCAGCAUAUUCCUACUGGCAUAACUGUACAAUCUUCAGGUGAAAGGAGCCAAUUUGCAAACAAGAUGAAGGCCCUGGAGAGAUUGAAGGCCAAACUUGUUGUGAUUGCAAGGGAGCAAGGAGUUUCAAGUGUUAGUUGCAUAAAUAGGGAUGCCAUUACGCAAAGAGAAACUCGGAGGUAUGUGUCUCAUCCUUACAAGCUAGUACAAGAUGUAAAAACUGGCAUCCAACUGCCUGACCUAAAUUCUGUUUUAGAUGGAAACAUUGAACCUCUUACUGAAGCUCAUAUAAAUAUUAGACAGUAAACUGAGACAGACUAAAUUUGUUUGAUUUGUGUUAUGAAACUGAAAUAUUUUUGCCAUCA